UUCAGCUGCUGGUGAGCACUUUGCUUUAGUUCCUCCUGACUGAAACACACCUCUCUUUCAGACAGUGAUGUCAUCAUCUACCCCCCUGCUGUCAGAUGAGUUGUUCCAGUGCUCUGUGUGUCUGGAUGUGUUUACCCAACCUGUUUCUCUCCCAUGUGGUCAUACCUUUUGCCAGUCAUGUGUUCUGGCACAGUGGACGGCAUCCGGUGCCUCCCAUUGCCCCAAAUGCUCAACAGUUUUCCAAAAAAAACCAGCAUUUUGUGAAAAUUCUUUCGCUCGUGAGAUGGCUGAACAGAUCCGUAAGCAGAGGGGUCAGAGGUCAUUGAAGCAACUUCCAGUAACCUCAGACAACAUUUUAUGUGACAUGUGCCCGUUACAAAAGGCAUCACAUGCCAAAAGAUCAUGUCUGGAGUGUGUGGCUUCAUACUGUGAGGUCCAUGUGAGUUCACACAACUCCAGGUUCACAAAACACACACUGGUGGAGCCGCAGAGGAGAAUGGACAAACGAAUUUGCAGGAUACAUGAAAGACCCCUGGAGCUUUAUUGCAGAUAUGACCAAACCGUUGUGUGCGUGCUGUGCACAAAUACAGAGCACCACACACAUCACACUAUACCACUGGAGACAGAAUGGGCAGAGAGAAAGACUCAGUUACUGAAGACACAGUUGGACCUUAAGAUGAUGAUUAAGGAGAGACGAAAUAAAGCGGAGGAACUCAAGCACUCUCUAAAACUAAGCAAAGAGAACACAGAUAAAGAGAUGUCAUACACCAUUGAUGUCUUCACUUCACUGCUGCAGUUUAUUGAGAGGCGCCAAAAUGAACUGCUCCAAAACAUGAAACAAAAACAGAAAACAGCAGAGACACAGGUUGAGAAACACAUUAAAGAGCUGGAGAUGGAGAUCACUCAGCUAAACAGUAAACGCUCAGAGCUGAUAAAACUCUUAUCUUCAGAAGACCAUCUCCAACUCAUCCAGUCAUUUCCUAACCCAAGUAUGGUGCCUAAGUGUAAAAGCUGGUCUGAGAUCAGUGCGCAAACAUCUCAAGGACUGGGUUCACUGAGAGAAGCCCUGACUGAUACAGAAGAGCUGCUCAUGACUCAAAUACACACCGCUACACAGAGAGAACUUGAGGCAAUAUCCCAAUAUGCAGUGGACAUGACCCUUGACCCCGAUACAGCAAAUCCCUGGUUGCUGGUGUCUGCGGACAGGAAAAGUGUGUGUGAUGGCAAUGUGGAGUGCAAUGUUCAAAGCAAUGUUCAGCGUUUUGACACAGCACCAUGUGUCUUGUCGAAAGAGCGCAUCACAACAGGAAGGAGUUACUGGGAAAUAAGCGUCUCCAAUAAAACAGCAUGGGAUCUGGGAGUGGCCAAACAAUCAGUCAGCAGGAAGGGUUUGGUGACACUGAGCCCAGACAACGGCUAUUGGGCAGUUUGUCUAAGAGAUGGCAAUGAAUACAGAGCCUGUGAUCAUGAAUCAGUUCUACUAUCACUGAGGACUCGGCCACAAAUAUUAGGCAUAUUUGUAGAUUUUGAAGAAGGACGAGUUUCUUUUUAUGAUACGACUGCAAAGGUUCAUAUUUAUUCUUUUUGCGGACAUCGCUUUUCUGAGAACUUGCUGGCCUACUUUAACCCAGACAUGAAUGAUGCAGAAAAUAACAAAGGUCCAUUGGUUAUACAACCUGUCAAUCUUGCCAAUGGGGCAACAUAUGAUGUUGUCACAAUAUGAAGACUGAAGAGUGAAGACCAAUUAAGACAUACUUGACUGAGAAAAUCAUAUCAGACUGAUUAAAAUGAUAAAACUAUCAUCAUUUUAAUGAAUAAGAUGUACUGUAUAUAUAAUGUGUUACAUAAACCAUACAUUAUUAUGCAUUUGUAGUUAUGUAAUAUACAUUUGUGAUGCGCAUAUAUUUAUGUAGAUAAAUAAAGUCUCCAAACGAUUAAA
Messenger RNA from Misgurnus anguillicaudatus (oriental weatherfish), 1939 nucleotides. It is a transcript of the gene btr33, whose product is annotated as bloodthirsty-related gene family, member 33. The record is from RefSeq and is a predicted model, not a curated record. NCBI's taxonomy places the organism in Eukaryota, Metazoa, Chordata, Actinopteri, Cypriniformes, Cobitidae. Gene Ontology annotation, molecular function: protein binding; zinc ion binding.